GACGCCACACCACCAUCUGUUUAUGUUCAGACCUGAGAACCUGAGAGAUGAGAGAGACGGCGCGAGCCUCGCGUCAGUUAUUAUAAAAUAAUAAACAAAAACAACAACAACAACAACCGCAAUUGUGAGGUUUUUGAAAAAUUUCGGCGUGCGCGAGACCGGCCGUUAUUCCGCCUCACGCCUGACCUGGCUCCGUAUUCUACCCCGAAGAAACACCAAAAGUAUUCGCACCCCUGUCUUUGUUAGCAGGUGGCUUUGUUAGCUAGCACAGUGUGUACUGUGUAUUUUCUUUUUUUUUGUUUAUUGUUUAUUUAUUUAUAUAGAUAUAUAUUUUUUUUUUUCUGCUAACCGCUGGAGCUAACCGAGUCUUUUUUAUAACGAAGCGAAUCUCACGUGCGCAAAAAAAAAACCCCGUUAUCAGGGAUCCAUGCAGCAUUGAUGAUGAAGAUGCAGCUGGCGAUGAAGCUGAGGUCGAAGCUGAGGCUGACCGUCUGACUGUGUAGUGGUCAUAGCUGGAGAGCCAGAAUCCCCACUCACACACCUAGACACGUGCACACACGCACACACACACACACACGCACACAUACACACACCGUGCCCAUGUUUUCUCUCGAGCAGGAGAACAUCUCCACCUCCUCCUCCACCAAAGUGCCAAUUAAAUACGGAGAACUCAUCGUACUCGGGUACAAUGGCUCUCUCCCGAACGGAGACCGCGGGAGGCGGAAGAGCCGCUUUUCUCUCUUCAAGCGCCCCAAAGCAAACGGAGUCAAACCCAGCACUGUCCACAUAGCCUGCACACCACAAGCAGCCAAGGCCAUAAGUAACAAGGACCAGCACAGUAUCUCCUACACUCUUUCCCGAAUUCAGACCGUGGUGGUAGAGUACAAUCAUGACAGCAAUACAGACAUGUUCCAGAUCGGCCGAUCCACAGAAAGUCCGAUAGAUUUCGUGGUGACGGACACCAUCCCCGGAAGUCAGAGCAACUCCGACACGCAGACCGUACAAAGCACCAUCUCACGCUUCGCCUGCCGCAUCAUGUGCCAGCGAACCCCGCCCUACACGGCCCGCAUCUACGCCGCCGGCUUCGACUCCUCCAAAAACAUCUUCCUUGGGGAGAAGGCUGCAAAAUGGAGAACGUCAGACGGGCAGAUGGACGGCUUAACGACGAACGGCGUGUUGGUGAUGCACCCUCGUAAUGGCUUCACCGAGGACUCCAAACCCGGCGUAUGGAGGGAGAUCUCGGUGUGUGGCAACGUCUUCACACUUCGGGAAACGCGAUCCUCGCAGCAGCGCGGCAAAAUGGUGGAGAGUGAAACACACGAGCUGUCGGACGGUGCUCUGAUCGACCUGUGUGGUGCUACGCUGCUGUGGCGCACUGCCGAGGGUCUCCGACGCGCACCUACUCUCAAACACCUGGAGGCGCUGAGGCAGGAGCUGAACGCAGCACGGCCACAGUGUCCCGUGGGCCUCAACACGCUGGCGUUCCCGAGCAUGCGCCGGUGCCAGGGCGCCGUGGCCGAGAAGCAGCCAUGGGCAUACCUACAGUGUGGCCACGUGCACGGGUACCACGACUGGGGCGAGCGAGGCGGAGCAGGUGGCGGGACCGAGCGCGAGUGCCCGAUGUGCCGUGCCCGCGGGCCCUACGUGCCUCUGUGGCUGGGCUGCGAAGCAGGGCUUUACGUUGACGCAGCUCCGCCCACUCAUGCCUUCAGCCCAUGCGGCCACGUGUGCUCGGAGAAGACGGCUGCGUUCUGGAGCCAGAUCCCACUUCCACACGGAACGCACACCUUCCACGCCGCAUGCCCCUUCUGCGCCCAGCAGCUCAGCACCGGCCACAACCACGUGCGACUCAUCUUCCAGGGGCCCGUCGACUGACCUUUCACCUGUCCAGAACGGGUCCUGCGCACUCCUCAGUCCUUUUUAUCUCGAAACUGAACUUUAUUAAAGUCACACAGCGUAUCUUUCUCCUGUUUUCUUAUUUAAACUUUUCAAGCUUUUUAGACCUUCUGCCACGCAAAACGGAGAGCCACGUACCCUCUCCCGUCUCUCACUCCAUUUCUCUUUCCCUGAACAAAACCGCAUACAUCCGUGCUAAACCCUGCGUCCGAACAGUACACCUGUGUGACCGUUCUCCUCUUCUACGGAGGUGUACCGUCUGGACACGGUGCAGAAUUUAGCCGGGUGGCAUGUGGCUUUUCUUGACUAUCGGACUGUUGUUUUUUUUUUGUUUUUUUUUAUUUCCUCUGCUUUCUAAGUGACCUUUUUGUAGUGAAUUUUUCUUAAUCCAGAAAACAAACAGAGAAAUAUAUAUUUUCAAUUGAAACGAAAAAUUACCUGAAUAAGGUAAAAAAAAAAAAAAGAAGAAAGAAGUAAAAACAAAGACAAAUGGAUAGAAAUGGAACUGUGAGCUGCCACAGGAAGUACCCGGGUGAUAUCGGGGAGUGAACCGGGAGGGUUCGAGGAGUUACAGUAAUAUAUUACAGUGUUUCUUUUGCUAAUAUGCUAACAGGAAAGGAAAGAAAAAAAACAUUCUACUCAGUUUUAGUGAUGCAAUAAUCAUCCUUUACACCUGAUUGUCUGUGAUAAAACACGAACUUAACGCUCACAAGUCGAUUCAUCACCGCUGCAAAAAAAAACCCGAAAGGAAACACGUUUAGAUUUUAGAGAUGUUUUUUUCUUUUUCAUGUAAAUCAAAUAUGCUAACUUAAGAAUACUUACCGUUUUUAUUUAUGCAUAGUAUCGAUGUUAAUCAAAUGUAAAAUUAUUGGUGUGUACUUUUUUGGAGUUCCACUCUGUGUAUCUGCCCUAUUUUAUUUUAUUUUUUUGUUUCUUUCUUGUUUUCAUCGUCUCUCGUGCGUAGCCUUGGCUGUGUGUGCUCAGAGUUUAUGUAGCGAACACCUGUGUGUGUGUGUGUGUGUGUGUGUGAGAACACUUCCACCUCAAAGCAAUAGUAUGAGGGCUUCAGACACACACAUGCACACACACACAUGCAGGAGGCGAGCAUCAGGGCUAGAUUAGAGGUUUGAAUAGUGAUGACUAUUAAGAAACCGUAGUUUAAGGCAUGUGUAAGAAGGCGGAGAUGAUUCUGAAAUCUGAGGGUAAUUAAAACAAGAAGGGUGAAUAGGAACGGCGUUUGGGAAAUCUGCCCCCGUAAAGCAGAAAGCUCCAGAUGCAUGGACGACUGGAAAUAAAUACAUAUCUGUCCCUUUAAUUACAGACCAAAACCACACACUCUAAUGAUCCUUUAAGAAACUCUGCUCUCUCUCUCUCUCCUCCCUCUUCCCCCUCUCUCCCUUCCUCUCUCUCCCUCUUCCUCUCUCUCUCUCUCUCUCUCCUCCCUCUUCCCCCUCUCCCUCUUCCUCUCUCUCCCUCUUCCUCUCUCUCUCUCUCUCUCUCUCUCUCUCCUCCCUCUUCCCCCUCUCUCCGUUCCUCUCUCUCCCUCUUCCUCUCUCUCUCUCUCUCUCUCUCCUCCCUCUUCCCCCUCUCUCCCUUCCUCUCUCUCCCUCUUCCUCUCUCUCUCUCUCUCUCUCUCUCUCUCUCUCCUCCCUCUUCCCCCUCUCUCCGUUCCUCUCUCUCCCACUUUCUCUCUCUCUCUCUCUCUCCCUCUUCCUCUCUCUCUCCCACUUUCUCUCUCUCUCUCUCUCUCUCUCUCUCUCCACUCUCUCUCUCUCUCUCUCUCUCUCUCUCUCUCUCUCUCUCUCUCUGUGUGUGUGUACCUGCCUGAUGACCUGUUGUGUCUGAAUGAUCUGUAUAUUUUACAGUCUAGACUCCACCACGUUUUUUCCGAUCGGAAGCAAAUUGGACGUUUCGAACUAUCACUCGUGUUCUACUCUUCCAGGACAGGCUGCAUUUGUAGGCCACGCUGGAAUGUUGGCCAUGUUAAAGACACACUCUGAUUCAGUGUCUUCUAAGGUACAUUAGUUUGUUCCAAUUUCAGCGGUCAAGAGAUGAUCAUAUCCAGAUUGACAUAAAGAAGAGCUUUGAGUCUCCGUCAAAAACUUAUCUUAGAACACCAUAAAGCCACGACCUUGUUAUAGAGGAGUUUGUACGUUAACAUGUAUAUUUACAUUUACAUUUUUUUUAAUGAAUGCUCGUUUAAGGGCUUGGUGAAAGGUUAGAGAGGCGUUCUUUCCACCCUCAGUACAGAUAAACCCAAAUCCCAUGAUUCGUGUUCACUUGGACAGUCAUUUGAUAACCACUGAUUUGUAUCUAAGCUACCAUUUUCUUGUUCCUACAGUAUGGUUACAUUUAGCACGCUAACAGAACAUAGCAUCACCUCCAUGAUGGCUGGACGACUGGAUCAGGUGUCAGGAUACACAGUGCAUGAUGGGUCAGGGCUGUUUUAGCAGCAAAUGGGGGACCAACACAAUAUUAGGCAGGUGGUCAUAAUGUUAUGCCUGGUCUGUGUAAUUAUUAAUUAAUAUUAAUUCCCUAACUUAUUAAAGAGGACCUGACUGGUGUUAAAUUGUGUUAGUCGACUCUAUCACCAUGCACUGUAGAGCAGAAAUAAAAUAUAAAUCAUUACUGUUAUUAUUAUCAUAAUAUAUCUAUAUCUAUCAAUAUAGAUAUAGAUAUAUAUAUUUGACUUCCCUAGCUGGCAGUGAGCCUGUGUCCCUCAGAUACGUGACGCGUGAAUUGAUGGUUGCUAUGCAGAUCUCGCUGUAUUAAGCGCUGCGCUACAUAAUCCGACCCACUUUUCAUACAUCGGCUCCUGCCACCUAUCCUGAUGAAACAGACUCUCCAAGUGAUUUUUUUUAAUACAGAAUCUGCAGACUUACAGACGUUUGUACGAGG
This is a messenger RNA of Hemibagrus wyckioides, 4794 nucleotides long. It is a transcript of the gene peli1b, whose product is annotated as pellino E3 ubiquitin protein ligase 1b. The transcript is spliced from 7 exons. The coding region runs from base 601 to 1875 and encodes 424 amino acids. Gene Ontology annotation, molecular function: ubiquitin protein ligase activity; protein binding. The record is from RefSeq and is a predicted model, not a curated record. NCBI's taxonomy places the organism in Eukaryota, Metazoa, Chordata, Actinopteri, Siluriformes, Bagridae. Gene Ontology annotation, biological process: regulation of Toll signaling pathway; protein K48-linked ubiquitination.